This is a messenger RNA of Notodromas monacha, 2610 nucleotides long. NCBI's taxonomy places the organism in Eukaryota, Metazoa, Arthropoda, Ostracoda, Podocopida, Cyprididae. The record is from the annotation of a GenBank genome assembly.
AUCGAGUACUUGGCGAGGCAUCGUGGAGCAGACGACCACUUGAGACCAGCUUCGAGGGACCUGGAAUGGUACCAAGUCUACAUGUUGGACAUUUGGGCACUGGUCGUCCUCAUCAUCGCCGUGUACGUGGCAUUCCUUGUGUCCUGUUGUCGCUUCCUCUUCUGUUGCUCCCGCGGCGGCGAGAAUAAAGUCACGAGCAAGCGACAGAAAGUUUCUGGAAGUCAUCCAAAAACAAGGGCAUUCAUCACCCACGGAGGAAUGCUAGGCACGCAGGAAGCAUCUUAUCAUGGUGUCCCGAUGAUAGGGUUUCCCAUGGGUGCAGAUCAACACUUGAAUCUUGUUAAAUCCGUACGAGACGGGGUUGCUGUCAAAAUGGAUUGGGGAAAUUAUUCGGCGGAGACGAUCGUAGACUCAGUUACUCUCGUCAUCAACGACCCAAGCUAUAAAUCCAACGUGAUGAAACGCAAACAACUGCUGCACGAUCAGCCCGAAUCGCCCUUGCAAAGAGCAGUGUGGUGGAUCGAGUACUUGGCGAGGCAUCGUGGAGCAGACGACCACUUGAGACCAGCUUCGAGGGACCUGGAAUGGUACCAAGUCUACAUGUUGGACAUUUGGGCACUGGUCGUCCUCAUCAUCGCCGUGUACCUGGCAUUCCUUGUGUCCUGUUGUCGCUUCCUCUUCUGUUGCUCCCGCGGCGGCGAGAAUAAAGUCACGAGCAAGCGACAGAAAGUCGACAACAUGACGCGAUUGAUGAUACGGAGCAUCCUUACUCUGGUGUUACUGAUCACUUCUUGCGUGCUUUGUGCCAACAAAAAUCCCCCAACUACCAAUGCUCCAGAAAACCGCGCAAAAUCCGAGACUGGAUCGAAAGCAUCAGUAAACGAACCUGCGAACACCGCUCAGCAGGCGAAACAGAGAACUGCAACUGACGAGAAGGACCACACAAGUGCCAACAGCAGCAAAAACACUUCAGCAGAUGCUAAACGCGCCGAGGAAACAGUGACACGAUCAUCAGCAAAGAACCAAACUCAACAGCAACAAUGCUACAAAAUUUUUAUUGUUGCUCCCUUUGCGCCGAAAGGCGACAAUGAAGUGUUCUCGACUUUGGCUGCUGGGUUGGCUGCCAGGUGCCACCAAGUGACUUCGCUGGUGGCAUUUCCUGUGCAAAAAUCGGUUAUAUUGCCCAAGGGAGUGAAAGAACUAUCUUCGAAGACUUAUAGAACGCUCAGUGACGAGCUACGAAGAUUUACAAGGGAUUCUUUCUCGAGAUUUGCUACUUGGGACGCUAUUAAAUUCAUCUGGGAAAAGGCGAGACAAGCAGGGAACGUUUGCGAGAGAUUCCUCGCCGAUCCUUUGACAAAACGAUUACUUACUGACGACGUAGAAAAGUUUGACAUUCUCCUUCUAGCCCCGAGCUUGAGCGAAGAAUGCCAACUGAUCUUCGCGCAAAUACACAAGACCCGCUUCAAUACACCUUGGGUUCACUUCAUCACAACUUCAUCAGAUUAUUCCACGAGCCUGCUUUCACCCAAUAGGUUUCUCGAUUUACCCGAUAAACAAGGCUUUUUGGAAAGGAGUCUCAACGCAAUUUUGACGGUGUUGGCAAAUUGGGUCCGAGUGAAAUACGCUUACCCGAAGAUCGAAGGUGUUCUGAGGAGAGAGGUGGACCCAACUUUCGAUUCAUUAGAAAAGCUCGAGGAAACCAGUGCUUUGUUGCUCUUGGGCAGCGACGAGAUUUUGGGGUAUCCAGCGGUUCGAUCCGGGCAAGAAAUCCAAGUUGGAGGUCUGCAGUGUCGGGAACCAAAACCCCUGUCGUCCGAGGAGUUAGAGAGUUGGUACCAAGAAUCUGGACAAACCGGAGUACUGAUAGUUGGAUUAGGUUUUACGAUCAAGGAAUUAUCCGCAGAAGAUACAGCGACGUUUGCCACAGCUUUUGGAAAGAUCAAGCAAAAAGUUUUAUGGGAAAGUUCUGAGAACUCCACUGGACUCCCAAAAAAUGUUCGCACGACCUCCGCCUUGACCCACGACAUGCUCGGCCACCCGAAGACAAGAGCGAUCAUUACAACCGGGUCGGUACGAGGAACACAGGAAGCCUGCUAUCACGGCAUACCCAUCCUGGCCCUGCUCACGAACGCUGAGCAACGUAUGAACAUUCACAAAGUGGUUCGAGAUGGAAUAGGUAUAUCGUUGAGUUGGGCGAAUUUAACUACAGCAUCAAUAAUCAACGCCGUCAAUGCCCUCACCAGUCCUAACAAUCGUUUUAAGAAGAACAUCCUGCGCAAGUCGCGAUUGAUGAAGAACCAGAUGACGAGUCCGCUUGAUCGCGCCAUCUGGUGGCUCGAGUUUGUAGCUCGUGAGAAGGAUACACGGUUGUUGCGCCCAGCAAUCCGCGAUAUGCCGUCGUAUCAAGUGCAUCUUGUUGACGUGGCAUCGUUCUUGGUGAUCCUUCUCGUGCUGCAUUUGUGCGGAAUCGGCCUGACGCUUUUGUUCUACUGCAGAUGCCGCAAUAAGCGGCGAGAAGUUGACAAGGAUCUAGGCAGCAUUUUCAACUACGAUUCUGGAAGUUCUAAUCGGGGUUCUAGAAACAAGGACGUGUUCAAACGUGAUUAG